Molecule: messenger RNA, 822 nt
Organism: Neohortaea acidophila
Lineage: Eukaryota; Fungi; Ascomycota; Dothideomycetes; Mycosphaerellales; Teratosphaeriaceae
Product: DSBA-like thioredoxin domain-containing protein
Exons: 1
Coding region: 60-749 (229 amino acids)
Molecular function (GO): oxidoreductase activity
Source: RefSeq, a predicted model, not a curated record
UCUCUCAGGCCAAGAGGCCAUUUCCCGGAGUCGCAAAGAGUGACCAGUCGUCUACAUCCAUGGAGUUCAACAUUCUCAUAAUCUCAGACACCAUCUGCCCAUGGUGCUUCAUCGGCUACCGCAGGCUACGCCUCGCCAUAUCCCAGCACCUCGCAACUCACCCCAAUGACACUUUCUCCGUCUCCUGGCAUCCAUUUCAGCUGAAUCCUAAUGCGCCCAAAGGCCAGACCAGCGACAAAAGGGCUGUGUAUGAGCGCAAUUACGGCGCUGAGCAGACGGAGCUGAUCUUCGAACGGCUACGAACCGCUGCGAAAGGGACGGGGAUUAACUUUAGCUUUGAAGGACAAACAGGAAGUACGUUGGAUAGCCAUCGCUUGCUGGAGUAUGCUGCGGCAAAGGACACGGCGGGCGCUGGUAGACGUAAAGGGUCGUUGAGCGGUAUGCAAACUCGGCUUGCGGAGGAGCUGUUCGGCGAUUAUUUCGAACGGGAAAGGGAUAUCACUUCUCACGACGUCCUGGUCAACGCUGCUAAGAGAGCGGGACUUGAUGGCGUCGAGGCGAGAAAAUUCCUCGAGAGCGAUGCGCUGGCCAAGGAGGUGGCAGAGAAGGCUAGGAUGCCGCGUGAGAAUGGGAUCAAUGGUGUGCCGCAUUUCAGCAUCAACGACACCUUUACGGUUGAAGGUGCUCAGGAGCCUGCGGCAUUCUUAAUGUUAUUCCGUAGACUGAGGAAGAGACAGAUGAAAAUGUAGUCGGGUUUGCAUAGAGCGAGACGGCAAGGCUGAAGUGGCUCGAACGGCCAAAAGUCUUGACCGCGAAGUCGAG